AUGCACGUACCGCAAGGUAUUGCCUACGCUUUAUUAGCUGGUGUCGAUCCAGUAGUUGGUCUAUAUACCUCAUUUUUUCCUGUAUUGGCGUACAUGCUCUUUGGUACUUCACGGCAUUGUUCUACAGGAACCUUCGCCGUAGUAGCACUGAUGGCGGGUAAAGCGGUGACUCGGUUGAGCCAACCUUCUCAGGACUCGUUCUCCAGUACGUUGACGAAUCUCACUGACACAUCUUCGUUACCAACACCGGUCCAAGUCGCCACUGCUCUCACCUUGUUUAUUGGUAUUAUUCAGGUAAUGGUGGCGAUAUUCGGGCUGGACUUUGUUACCACGUAUUUUUCUGACGAAGUUGUUGCUGGAUUUACAACUGGUGCUUCUGCACAUGUUUUCAUCACACAGCUCAAGGAUGUCUUCGGAAUCACUGGACUCCCACGACGAGAUGGCAUAGGGAACGCGCUUUUAAAAGUCUACGAUCUCUGCGCAGGAAUCGCUCGAACGAAUCUUGUCACCCUUGGGUUGUCAGCGUUGACGAUUCUCAUGCUACUACUUGGAAAACACGCGAUAAAUCCUUUCAUAAAAAAGCGUCUCCAUUGUCCUGUGCCAUUUCCCAUGGAACUCAUUGCUGUGAGUGUUCUGUUGAAAGGUUUUGGGCGCUAA
Messenger RNA from Cooperia oncophora, 657 nucleotides. The record is from the annotation of a GenBank genome assembly. NCBI's taxonomy places the organism in Eukaryota, Metazoa, Nematoda, Chromadorea, Rhabditida, Trichostrongylidae.